Molecule: messenger RNA, 1368 nt
Organism: Antrostomus carolinensis (chuck-will's-widow)
Lineage: Eukaryota; Metazoa; Chordata; Aves; Caprimulgiformes; Caprimulgidae
Product: tripartite motif-containing protein 2
Exons: 5
Biological process (GO): proteasome-mediated ubiquitin-dependent protein catabolic process; protein polyubiquitination
Molecular function (GO): zinc ion binding; ubiquitin protein ligase activity; protein binding
Source: RefSeq, a predicted model, not a curated record
UGCUGCCAUGUUUUAAUUUAGAUUUGUGCACUUUUCCAGGUGAUGGAGUUUUACUGCCAGUCCUGCGAGACAGCUAUGUGCCGGGAGUGUACAGAGGGAGAGCAUGCAGAGCAUCCCACGGUACCACUCAAGGAUGUGGUGGAGCAACACAAGGCUUCCCUCCAAGUCCAAUUGGAUGCUGUCAACAAAAGGCUUCCAGAGAUCGACUCAGCACUUCAUUUUAUAUCUGAAAUCAUACACCAGUUAACCAACCAAAAGGCUAGCAUUGUAGAUGACAUUCAUUCCACUUUUGAUGAACUCCAGAAGACUUUAAAUGUGCGAAAGAGCGUGCUGCUUAUGGAACUGGAAGUGAAUUAUGGCCUUAAACACAAAGUCCUCCAGACACAGCUGGAUACCUUACUUGAAGGACAAGAAAGCAUUAAAAGUUGCAGUAACUUUACGGCCCAAGCCCUCAACCACGGCACUGAAACAGAAGUUCUGCUGGUGAAGAAGCAAAUGAGUGACAAGCUGAAUGAACUGUCUGAGCGAGACUUCCCCUUGCAGCCACGUGAAAAUGAUCAGUUGGACUUCAUAGUGGAAACAGAAGGCCUGAAGAAGUCCAUUCACAAUCUGGGUACUAUUUUAACCACCAAUGCUGUUGCCUCUGAAACAGUUGCCACAGGUGAGGGACUGAGGCAGACAGUGAUUGGACAGCCCAUGUCUGUUACCAUCACAACUAAGGACAAAGAUGGGGAGCUUUGUAAAUCUGGGAAUGCUUACCUCACUGCUGAACUGAGCACGCCUGAUGGGAGCGUAGCAGAUGGAGAGAUACUUGACAAUAAAAAUGGCACUUACGAAUUUUUGUAUACUGUUCAGAAAGAAGGGGAUUUCACUUUGUCACUGAGACUUUAUGAUCAACAUAUCAAGGGCAGCCCAUUCAAACUUAAAGUGGUCAGAUCAGCAGAUGUGUCCCCUACCACUGAAGGGGUUAAGAGGCGUGUUAAAUCUCCUGGCAGUGGUCAUGUGAAGCAGAAAGCUGUGAAAAGACCUGCGAGCAUGUACAGCACUGGCAAAAGAAAAGAGAAUCCCAUUGAAGAUGAUUUGAUCUUCAGAGUAGGCACCAAAGGAAGAAACAAAGGGGAGUUUACAAAUCUUCAAGGUGUAGCUGCGUCUACAAAUGGAAAAAUAUUAAUAGCAGACAGUAACAACCAGUGUGUGCAGAUAUUUUCCAAUGAUGGUCAGUUCAAAAGCCGUUUUGGCAUACGAGGAAGGUCUCCCGGCCAGUUGCAGCGGCCGACAGGAGUGGCUGUGCAUCCCAGUGGUGACAUCAUUAUUGCAGAUUAUGAUAACAAAUGGGUUAGCAUAUUCUCAUCAGAUGGAAAAUUUAAG